Alternaria arborescens is the source of this 1548-nucleotide messenger RNA. RefSeq lists its product as hypothetical. The coding region runs from base 1 to 1548 and encodes 515 amino acids. The record is from RefSeq and is a predicted model, not a curated record. Gene Ontology annotation, molecular function: iron ion binding; heme binding; oxidoreductase activity, acting on paired donors, with incorporation or reduction of molecular oxygen. NCBI's taxonomy places the organism in Eukaryota, Fungi, Ascomycota, Dothideomycetes, Pleosporales, Pleosporaceae. The transcript has 3 exons.
AUGUCUAUACAAGACUAUAGUUCGAGACUCCUUUCGUAUGUUACACUCGUCAAUAUCGCGCUAGCACUCGUAGCAUAUAUUACUGUCCAAAUCUUUUACCAGAUAACUUACUACCGGUUCUUCCAUCCGCUACGACACUUUCCUGGUCCUUUCUGGGCCAGCGUAACGCGUCUAUGGAUCGCUUACCACAAUAUUAAAGCCGACGAAUGCGAGCCCGAACUUGCUCUACACCGCAAAUAUGGUCCAGUGCUUCGAAUUACGCCUACCCUCCUCUUGGUUUCCGACGCAACCAAGUUACCUGAGGUAUAUAAUCGUCAAUCGAACAAGUCAAACCACUAUAUCACCGGCAGCUUCGGGAAGACUGAGAGCCUAUUUAACAUGCGUGAGCAUAAGCAUCAUGCGCAUUUUCGCAAGAUUGCUGCUGGCCCCUACAGCUUCAGCAACGUCAAAAAAAUGGAAGGCCUGGUAGAUGACCGCAUUCAGCAAUGGAUCGAUAGACUGGAAGAACUCUUCAGUAAUGGCAAGAAAUUUGACUUUGCGCCUUGGGCAGUGUACAUGGCAUACGACAUCAUAUCCGAAAUUGGCUUUGGCGCACCUAUCGGCUUUAUAGAAAGCGGCUCGGACAUUGAUGGUCUGAUUAAAGGCUUCCAUGAUGGCUUACUUCCCUUCGGUCUUAUGGCUCGACUUUGGCCCUUUACACAGUGGGCAAAAGGUACAUGGCUUGGUGAGAGAUACCUCGUCGCGAAACCGGAGGAUGACUCUGGCAUCGGCACGCUCAUGCGCUUUCGUGAUAAGCUCAUUGCACAGCGACUUGAAGAUGUUGAGGCCGGUAAAAUCGAGCGAGUCGAUCUGUUACAGACGUUCCUCGAUGCAAGGACGGAAGAUGGUGCGCCACUAGAUUUGGAUUACAUCAAAGCUGAGAUCCUUCUGGUGCUGCUUGCAGGUGCUGAUACCACAGGCACUGCGUUCCAAGCGAUGAUUGCAUACAUUACCUCUGACGCUCAAGUGUACACGAAGUUGAUGAGAGAGGUUGAUCGCGUCACUCGUGAGGGAAACUUGAGUUCUACACCACAGUACGACGAAGUGCUAGAACAUUGCCCAUACUAUGUCGCCUGUGUCAAGGAAAGCAUGCGUUUGUGCCCCUCUGCCCCCAACAUCUUCCCUCGUCUUGUUGGGCCAUCGGGCAUGCAUCUGCACGGUCGAUAUGCUCCACCAGGGACAGAAAUAACUUGCAAUCCGUGGCUCGUGCACCGUGACGAGAAGAUCUACGGUGCCGAUGCCUGCGAGUUUCGGCCAGAACGCUGGCUCGAGAGCGACGAGAAAGCAAAAGACUACAACAAGUACAACAUGGCCUUUGGUUACGGCGCAAGAGUUUGCCUCGGAAAAGAUAUCGCACUUAUGGAGCUGUACAAGGCGCCACUGCAAUUUCUUAGGACGUUCAAGAUUGACAUGGAUAAAGGUCGGAAAGGCAGGUUUGUCGUCAAAGGUGGAGUAGGAUUUUGGGAGGAUAUGUUGAUUAGUAUACAGCGACGGGCAACGCAAGAUUAA